AUGUCCACUUUCCAUGCACCGAUAAUACGUCCUACAAAUAGACAGCCGGUGCAUUCAGCUUCUUACACGAUACUCCCUGAACCUUUUCAAUCGGUGGUAGUGAUUAGCUCCACGCAGCACCAGCAAGCUCAGCAACGAGUUAUUCAAAUAGACCAAGAAGUUCGAAGUGCAGGAGUCAAAAUUUGCUUGAUUGAGGAUGGUCUAUCAGAAGAAGAAAAACAACGUUAUCCCACAAUAAUGGGCGAGUUGACACCAUACUAUGCGAAAAUAAAUCGACUUGUACCCUUUUACUAUUUGAUCUCAAAAAAUAGCGAUAAAGCCGCGCGUGACAUGUUGACGAUGAAAUAUAUUAUCCAACAACAAUACAUAGCACUGCCUGAAGAGAAAUACAUCAUAACCUUAGAUGCGCUUCAAGAACAUAAAGAUCUCCUGGUAGAUGGUAAUCCUUUCACAUCAGCACCAUCUUCAAAUCAUCUCGAUACACGAUUACAUAAACCUUCAACACCGCCAUUACCUCAAUUAUCCGCUGGUGUAUCAACACUGGCUAAAUUUCUCUCGCUAGUGGAGAAUUAUGAUCCUCUAGACGAUACAUCAAAUCGAGCGGGGGAUUUACUUAUUACAAGACGAAGGGAAGACUCUGUUACUAAUCAUGUAAAUAUUCAUCAUGGUGGAAAUAUAUUAACUCGUCUGGAAUCAAUUACAUCAUCGUCGACUAACAACUCUACUGAGAUCUCGAGGCUUAGACCUGACUUAUUGAUUGCACCCUACCACCACCAUUCUGAAACUACGAGAACGCAUGGAGAUCCUGGAAGGCGAUAA
Molecule: messenger RNA, 819 nt
Organism: Ambispora leptoticha
Lineage: Eukaryota; Fungi; Glomeromycota; Glomeromycetes; Archaeosporales; Ambisporaceae
Source: the annotation of a GenBank genome assembly